AUGCAAACACAAGAUUUAAAAUAUAUAAAAUAUAAACAUCAAAUGGAAAGAAAAAAAAUUGAUAAAUUACAAACAUCAUCACAUUUAAUAGAUUCUGAAUAUCAUCCAUCUAAAUCACAUAUAUUUUUUGUUGAUUCACAAAAACAAGUUGAAAAAUUUGAUCCAGUUAGACAAAUGCGAACACAUCCAUCAUUGAUUAAUCGUCGAUCAAAUCGAUUAACAAUUGAACAAUUAAAAUCAACAAAAUUUAAAUUCGAUGAACAACAAAUAAAUAAACUUCAAAAAAUGCGAAAGAAAAAAUAUUUAGAAUUACAAAAACGAAUUGAACGUGAAAAGAAAUUACAACAAGUUGAAUUAGCUAUGGAAGAUAAACUUUUACUUAAAAAUCCUAAACAAGAGGACGAUGAUGAAUUUUGGUCGGACGAUGAAAAGAAAAAAAUAAAUGAAAAGAAAAAACCAAAAAUUAUACCGCGAAAGAAAUAA
Messenger RNA from Rotaria sordida, 483 nucleotides. The record is from the annotation of a GenBank genome assembly. NCBI's taxonomy places the organism in Eukaryota, Metazoa, Rotifera, Eurotatoria, Philodinida, Philodinidae.